AUGUCAGCCCCAGAAGUCUUCCAACUUUCCCUCGGCCCUUUGACGGGUAUCGCCUUCAGUCCUGAUAGAAGUCAGGUCUGUGUCUGUCCCAAUUCCAACGAAGCUCAGAUCUAUACUAGGAAUGGAGAUUCGUGGGAUCUUACCGAUACUCUAGCCGAGCACGACAAACUCAUCACCGCCAUCGCUUGGGGUCCCAACACCAACCGAAUCGUUACCUGUUCUCAAGAUCGAAAUGCCUACGUAUGGACUCAUACCGAACAAGGUUGGAAACCCGCUUUGGUCAUUUUGAAGAUUAACAGAGCUGCUACCAGUGUCAAAUGGAGUCCGUCAGAGAAUAAGUUUGCAGUAGGAAGUGGUUCUAGAGUCAUCGCUAUCUGUCAUUUUGAUGAAGAGAACAAUUGGUGGACUGCCAAACAAAUCAAGAAACCCCUUAGAUCUACUGUUUUGUCACUUGAUUGGCACCCUAAUAACUAUCUGCUUGCUGCUGGUACUGCAGAUGGUAAAACUUAUGUAUACUCGGGAUACAUCAAAGGUCUUGAAGCGAAACCCGAAGCUACCAUUUGGGGUGAUAGACUUCCUACUGGUCAACUAUUGGCUGAGUUUAAAUCGCCUAAUGGAGGUUGGGUACAUGAUGUUGCUUUCUCUCCUUCUGGAGAUGCAUUGGCUUUCGUCGCCCACGACUCAUCACUCACCAUCAUCUACGCUUCUGGGCCUAAUGAGCCACCCGCCGCGCACAUUGUGGUCAAACUCCCUUCUCUUCCGUUUACCAAUCUCACUUGGACCUCUGAAUCAUCAAUCGUAGCUGCGGGACAUGACUGUCAACCUAUCCUCUUCACUGGAUCAUCAUCCGGAUGGGCGAUUUCUCAUUCCCUCGACGAUCCUUCAUCCACUUCUAAACCACUCACACCUACUGCUACAGGUAUAAGAUCCGGUGGAGGUGGAGUAGGUAGACUGGGCAAUAACGAAGCGUUCAACAUGUUCAAAGCUGCUGAUUCCAAAGGUCAAAGAGGACUACCGGGUACUGGAGCAGCUACGACUUCUUCUGGACUUACUCCAGUAGGAUCAGAUGGGAUGUUAUUGACCAUUCAUCAAAAUACCAUUACGCAUGUGGAAGCGUACGAAUGGAAUCAGAAUGGAGAAGUGUCGAAGAUCUUUACGGCUGGUAGAGAUGGUAGAUUGGUUGUUUGGCCUGUUACGGGUGGUAAAGGCGGUUUGUCAGGUAGAAUGGCGGGUUUACAGGUUUAG
This is a messenger RNA of Kwoniella botswanensis, 1245 nucleotides long. RefSeq lists its product as uncharacterized. NCBI's taxonomy places the organism in Eukaryota, Fungi, Basidiomycota, Tremellomycetes, Tremellales, Cryptococcaceae. Gene Ontology annotation, biological process: Arp2/3 complex-mediated actin nucleation. The coding region runs from base 1 to 1245 and encodes 414 amino acids. Gene Ontology annotation, cellular component: actin cytoskeleton; Arp2/3 protein complex. The record is from RefSeq and is a predicted model, not a curated record. The transcript is spliced from 6 exons. Gene Ontology annotation, molecular function: actin filament binding.